Molecule: messenger RNA, 2500 nt
Organism: Xenopus tropicalis (tropical clawed frog)
Lineage: Eukaryota; Metazoa; Chordata; Amphibia; Anura; Pipidae
Gene: ap4b1
Product: adaptor related protein complex 4 subunit beta 1
Exons: 12
Coding region: 159-2333 (724 amino acids)
Biological process (GO): vesicle-mediated transport; intracellular protein transport; protein transport
Cellular component (GO): membrane coat; clathrin adaptor complex; endomembrane system
Molecular function (GO): clathrin binding
Source: RefSeq, a predicted model, not a curated record
CGUGAUAGGAAUUGACGUCCCCGCUCUCCUUUAGCUAGGAAGUGUUUUAUUUUGCCUGUGAGCUUCUAGUGGUCGGACGCUGGUGUAAGAAUCCCAAGGUUUCCUAAACAAAUAUCUGCUGACAUACAAGGUUUUUAUGAAACUUUUCUGUAUUCAUAAUGCCAUAUCUGGGGUCAGAGGAUGCUGUCAAGGAACUUAAGAGAGCUCUUUCUAAUCCUAAUAUCCAGGCAGAUAGAUUGCGAUAUAGAAAUGUCAUUCACAAGGUCAUCAGGCAUAUGACCCAAGGAGUUGAUGUGUCCAGUGUAUUCAUGGAGAUGGUUAAGGCAAGUGCGACUGUAGAUAUAGUGCAGAAGAAGCUGGUCUACUUAUACAUGUGCACAUAUGCUUGUCAGAAACCUGAUCUGGCACUAUUAGCCAUCAACACUCUAUGCAAAGACUGUUCAGACCCAAACCCCAUGGUGAGAGGAUUGGCAUUGCGAAGCAUGUGCAACCUCAGGAUGCCAGGUAUCAUUGAAUAUAUACAGCAACCUAUACACAAUGGCCUUCGUGAUAAAGCUUCAUAUGUGAGGAGAGUUGCAGUGUUGGGAUGUUCAAAAAUGCAUUCACAGCAAGGUGAUGUAGAAGUAGAUGGGGUUGUAGUGAAUGAACUGUACAGUCUUCUGAGAGACCCAGAUCCUAUUGUCGUGGUGAACUGUUUACGUGCAUUAGAGGAAAUCCUAAAAGGAGAAGGGGGCGUUGUAAUCAACAAACCAAUAGCUCAUCAUUUAUUAAACAGAAUGGCUGAACUGGAUCAGUGGGGACAAAGUGAAGUUUUAGGCUUCCUCCUUCGAUACAACCCUAAAACGGAAGAUGAGCUUUUUGAUAUCUUAAACUUACUAGAUAACUUUCUAAAGAGUAACCAUACUAGUGUAGUUAUGGGAGCCACUAAACUCUUCCUGGUUCUUGCAGUGGAGUUUCCUAAUGUGCAAAGAGAUGUUCUUGGCCGGUUAAAAGGUCCACUUCUGGCUGCUUCUGCUUCAGAAAGCAAAGAAAUGUGUUUUGCUGCCCUUUGCCAUGUUCGAGAGAUUCUGCGUAGCAUGCCUGGCCAUUUUAGUAGCCACUAUAAAAAGUUUUUCUGUUCAUACAAUGAUCCACAUUACAUCAAGAGUCAGAAGAUGGACAUUCUUUGUGAGCUAGUGAAUGAUGAAAAUGUGCACAAUGUUCUGGAGGAGCUAAGAAUUUGCUGCACUGACAUAUCAGUACAACUUGCACAAACUGCUAUUUUUGCAAUAGGCCGCAUUGCAAAAACAUUUAGUGAGAAAUGCGUGAAAAUCUUGUCACAGCUUCUUGAAUUUAAUCAAGAGCACAUUACCUCAGCUGUUAUACAGACUUUCCGAGACCUUGUUUGGCUAUGUCCACAGUGCAUUGCAAAAGUGUGCCUGGCUCUGCCUGGUUGUGAGGAAAUUAUUCAAGAUAAUGAGGGGAAACGUGCCCUAAUAUGGCUUUUGGGGAUGCAUGGAGAUGUAAUAUCUAAUGCACCUUAUAUUCUGGAGGACUUUGUGGAUAACAUUAAGACAGAGAUAUCUCCUACAGUAAAAAUAGAGCUGCUGACUGCCGUGGUGCGGUUGUUUCUCUCUCGUCCAGCUGAAUGUCAGGACAUGCUGGGGCGUCUAAUUUAUUACUGUAUAGAAGAGGAAAUUGACAUGGCUGUAAGAGAUCGAGGGCUUUUCUACUACCGACUUUUAGCGUCUGGUGUAAAUGAGGCUAAGCAAGUGAUGAACAGUCCAAAAUCUGAUCCAACAUUGAGUGUCUUGGAAAACCAAACCGACCAGCCAAUCAAUACCUGGGUCCCAGCUUUUAAUACUUUGAUGCCUCUACAUGAUAUAAAGCAUGGGUUAGCUUUGACUGCCGGAUCAGAGGGUGAUCAUCAUGUGUCUGAAGAAAUAAAUUUAAAAGCCGAUUUAGGAAAUCCACUUGAUGCUGCUGACCUCACUCUAGAGAGCAACAUUACAAUGACACCAGAGGUAUACGAGAUGUCAUGGUUAUCUACAGAUACAGCUUGUGAAUGUUCCUUAAACUGGAAAACAGGUGUGCAACCAGACAUACUUCAGACAUCAUUACAUUUGAUGAAUAUAUUUACCAUUGCCAAAAGCAAGACUGCUGCAAAUCCAUGGAAAUCGUAUCUUUAUGCACAGGAUAGCUCUGGGAAUUUAUUUCUGAUAGAGCUUAGGCUCUUUACAGAUGCGCCUUCACUGGAUGUGUCAGUAAAGCAGAACUCGAAGAAUGACCAAGGGCUUCAAAACUUUAUGACAAUUUUACGAACUGCAAUUUCAGCAAUACUGGAUCUGUCCUGAUGAAGAGCCACUGUGCUUAAUUAAUAGAAGGUGAAAUGGAACAAAAAAGGUGACAGGCCUUUAGGGCUAUCCGCAGUAUGAGGCUCUUCAACAAUAAAAGGCACAAUGCUGCAUGUCAACAAUUCAUUUGGAUAUAUAUAGUAGAACAACAGUAAAAAGAUGUUAAA